Dromiciops gliroides (monito del monte) is the source of this 1465-nucleotide messenger RNA. It is a transcript of the gene NMI, whose product is annotated as N-myc and STAT interactor. Gene Ontology annotation, cellular component: cytoplasm. The record is from RefSeq and is a predicted model, not a curated record. Bases 198 to 1211 code for a protein of 337 amino acids. Lineage: Eukaryota; Metazoa; Chordata; Mammalia; Microbiotheria; Microbiotheriidae. The transcript has 8 exons.
GAUUUCCAGGAAGAGGAGAGAGGCUGUUUGGUGCCAAAAGGCCCCGCCUGGACUUGGACGUAGGUCCCACCUCCUCAGUGUGAUUGCCUCUCGGAGUGACUUUUUGUGUGGCCCGAGCUGUUGCUGCGGUUCUGCUGUCACUUCCCUGCCGUUCCCUGAUCUGCGUUCUCAAGGUGUAGGAUCUCAGAUUGGGAGGUAUGGGACAGACAGAGGAAAAAAUGGCAACGUCUCAGGAAGAAGACUUGCAGCUGCUUCUUGACGUGUUCCUUGAAGAUAAAAAUAACAAGCAAAUAGAAGAAGAAUUGAAACAACUAAUAGAAGACCCCAAAAAUGACAUAGAAAAGAUCAUUGAUGAAAUGCUAAAAACAAAUAUUGAGCUAAAGAUGGAGAUUAAAAAACUUGAAACAGAAUCACAACGACCAUCAUCUUAUGGGAUUAAAAAGAAUGUUCCUAAAAGGAAAAUGAAGUUCACAUCGAUGGAGAACCCUGAGGAUGACAGCCAGUAUUUAAAUAUCUCCUGUUCAUUUCAAGUAACUACACAACUUGAAUAUGAACUGCAGCAAGGACAAGCACUUAUCACAUUUGAAGAUGAACAAGUUGCACAGAAUGUGAUAAAAAGAGGAAAACAUUCUGUACAGCUUGAGAAUAAGAAGGUGAAUGUGCUGGCUAAACCUGUUCCACUAAAAACAGGUGUAAGUCUUCAGGUUCACACAAAGAUUUCUAAGAAAAAGAUUGAUGUUGCUAAAAUACCUGAUGAAUUACCUGAAGAACAGAUGAGAGACAAAUUAGCACUGAGCUUCAGUAAAUCCCGGCAUGGGGGUGGAGAAGUAGAACAUGUGGAAUAUGAUAAAAAUUCCCAAACAGCUGUCAUUACAUUCCUUGAGAAUGGAGUUGCUGAUAAUAUUCUCAAACGCAAGGAAUAUCCUCUUUAUACAAAUACCAACUGCUAUCAAGUUGUUGUUUCCCCACAUAUGGAAAAACAUAUAGAAAAACUACAGGUAUUUUCAGGAAUUUCUAAGAGGACUGUCCUUCUGAUGGGACUUAAAAAUGUUCAAGAAGAUGAAGAAAGUGUAGAAGAUGAAAUUCAUAUUCACUUUCAGAAAGGGACAAAAGGGGGAGGGGAUGUAGAAGUUGUCAAAUGUGCUCUCAAACAACCUCAAAUGGCAUAUUUUGAGGCUGAUCUAAAUCAGGGGUGCUUAACCUGGGGGUGAGCUUGUUAACUUUUUUGGAUAACUUUCGAUAUAAUUGGUUUCUUUUGCAAUACUAUGAAUUUUAAAACAUUAUCCUGAAAAGGAGGCCAUAGACUUUACCAGACUGCCUAAUGGGUCUUGUAAUCCCCCUUCCCCCUUACAAAAAAGGGUUAAGAAUCCCUGAUUCUUGAGAGAGCCAUAUAAGAAAUUACAGCUACUAGACACAAAUUUAGAUUGUGCUAUAAAUAUUUACAUUGCUUUGAAGUUCUUAAAAA